CUUGAUUUAGAUGAAUUUAUUCUCCAGGAAAAAACCCGAAGUAGUAUUAAGAGAAAAUCAACGUAUUUUAAACCGAACAAUACGAGAGCUCGACAGAGAAAGAAUAAAAAUGGAACAACAAGAGCGAAAAGUCAUAUCCGACCUUAAACAAAUGGCCAAUAAAAAUCAAAUGGAUGCUGUCAAAGUAAUUGCCCUCGACUUGGUUCGCACACGAAGACAAAUAAAAAAAUUAAUAAUGAUGAAGAUAAAUAUUCAGGGAGUCGCCUCAAAGUUGGUUAGUCUCAAGUCGAAUGCUUCCAUGGGGAAUGUCAUGUGUUCAGUGGCCAAAACACUUUCUGCCAUGAACCGACAAAUAAAUCUUCCUCAAAUUCAAAAAAUCGCAAUGGAAUUUGAAAGACAGUCAGAAAUGAUGGAGAUGAAACAAGAGGCUAUGGAUGACGCGAUUGAUGACGUUGUAGGAGAUGCCGAUGAUGAUAUUGAGACAGAUAAGGUCGUGGAACAAGUCUUGGAUGAGUUGGGCAUUAAGAUGACAGCAGAUUUGAAUGGUAUUUGUUAUUUGGUCAACUUUUAGCUGUUCAAAUACCUUCAGGAGUGACUUCUUCAAUGAUUAACAAGUUGCCAGAUGUCCCUUCUGGUGAUGAUUUGGACGAACGUUUAAGAAAUUUAAAGCGGCAGU
This is a messenger RNA of Octopus sinensis (East Asian common octopus), 676 nucleotides long. Its product is annotated as charged multivesicular body protein 2a-like. Lineage: Eukaryota; Metazoa; Mollusca; Cephalopoda; Octopoda; Octopodidae. Gene Ontology annotation, biological process: endosome transport via multivesicular body sorting pathway; protein transport; late endosome to vacuole transport. The record is from RefSeq and is a predicted model, not a curated record. The transcript has 2 exons. Bases 11 to 571 code for a protein of 186 amino acids. Gene Ontology annotation, cellular component: multivesicular body; ESCRT III complex.